Messenger RNA from Pongo pygmaeus (Bornean orangutan), 3660 nucleotides. It is a transcript of the gene ZNF84, whose product is annotated as zinc finger protein 84. Gene Ontology annotation, cellular component: nucleus. NCBI's taxonomy places the organism in Eukaryota, Metazoa, Chordata, Mammalia, Primates, Hominidae. Gene Ontology annotation, biological process: regulation of transcription by RNA polymerase II. Bases 779 to 2995 code for a protein of 738 amino acids. The record is from RefSeq and is a predicted model, not a curated record. The transcript is spliced from 5 exons. Gene Ontology annotation, molecular function: DNA-binding transcription factor activity, RNA polymerase II-specific; RNA polymerase II transcription regulatory region sequence-specific DNA binding.
GGCGGCGGCGUCUUUUGUGAGUUCAGUGCGUUUAUUGCGGGCCGGGCGCUGGGGGCUCCGGGGAUGGCGGGGGAGUCGCGCGGGAGUGGCCGCGGGGAGCUUCGGCUUCAAGGCCCUGGACGUCCGCGCGCGGAUGCGGGGCUGGGCCGGGUCGUGAAGAUGCCGUGGGCCGCGGAGCCGCGCGGAUUCUGAGCUGUGGGGCGGGCACGGCCUUUCCGGAGGCGCCGCUCCUGGGCGUCCUUUCAGGCGGGCGUGGAGGCGCCGGCCUCGUGCGCGUUUAUCCUCGACCGCGGGCCAGCCCCGUUGCCGAGCCGUGGCCCUAACUAAGGAGCGGCUGCCCUGCUGGACCGCAUCCACCAGCAGCCUGGCUCUGCCGCUAUCGAAGGAGGCUUUUAAAGCGCUGGGGUUACAGAGACCUGGGCUUCCACUGUUCCAUUUUACUAUAUUCUGUUUCCCUGAGAGCGCUGUUUCAGUUAUAUAGCAAGCGUACCUCUGGCCUUAGAUGAUCUUGAAUUCCAAGUUCCUAGCAAGAGAGAGAGAUUUCAUGUGCAGUGUGAAUAUACCAGUUGAAGUACAUUUCUCCCGAAGUCCACAGAUCCUGGUCCCUACAAAUAAGCCUGCUCAUGUGAGAUAAGAAAGGAGUUCCUGGAACCAGGAAUUCAUUCUCAGUGUAGAAGACCUAGCUGAGACCUCACUCCACAGUUUUGGGGCAGAAGCAGAAGAGACGCACAGUAGAACCGAUCUCAGCCUUGCUGAUCAUCUCGUACAGCAGCAGAAAAUGACCAUGUUACAGGAGUCAUUCUCAUUUGACGAUUUAUCUGUGGACUUCACCCAAAAGGAGUGGCAGCUACUGGAUCCCUCUCAGAAGAAUUUAUACAAGGAUGUGAUGUUGGAGAACUAUAGCAGCCUAGUGUCACUGGGGUAUGAAGUUAUGAAACCAGAUGUCAUCUUCAAAUUGGAGCAAGGAGAAGAGCCUUGGGUAGGAGAUGGAGAAAUUCCAAGUUCAGAUUCUCCAGAAGUCUGGAAAGUAGAUGGUAACAUGAUGUGGCACCAGGAUAACCAAGACAAGCUUAAAAUUAUAAAAAGAGGUCAUGAAUGUGAUGCAUUUGGAAAAAAUUUCAAUCUGAACAUGAACUUUGUUCCUUUAAGGAAAUCAAACAAUGAAGGUGACUUAGAUGGAUUGAUUUUAAAACAUCAUUUAGAUUUGCUUAUUCCAAAAGGAGAUUAUGGAAAAGCAGAAUCAGAUGACUUUAAUGUGUUUGAUAAUUUUUUUCUCCAUUCCAAGCCUGAGGAUACUGAUACCUGGUUAAAAUACUAUGACUGUGAUAAAUAUAAAGAGAGCUAUAAAAAGUCACAGAUUAUCAUAUAUCAUAGAAAUCGUUUAGGGGAGAAACUCUAUGAAUGCAGUGAAUGUAGGAAGCGCUUCAGUAAGAAACCAAGUCUCAUUAAACAUCAGAGCAGACAUAUAAGAGACAUAGCCUUUGGCUGUGGUAAUUGUGGCAAAACCUUUCCCCAGAAGUCUCAGUUUAUUACACAUCACAGAACUCAUACAGGAGAAAAACCUUAUAAUUGUAGCCAGUGUGGGAAAGCCUUUUCCCAAAAGUCACAGCUCACAUCCCAUCAGCGGACACAUACAGGAGAGAAACCAUAUGAGUGUGGCGAAUGUGGGAAAGCCUUCUCCCGGAAGUCACAUCUCAUAUCGCAUUGGAGAACACACACAGGAGAGAAACCCUAUGGAUGCAAUGAAUGUGGGAGGGCCUUUAGUGAAAAGUCCAAUCUCAUUAACCAUCAGAGAAUUCAUACUGGCGAGAAGCCUUUUGAAUGCAGGGAAUGUGGGAAAGCCUUCAGCAGGAAGUCACAACUUGUUACACAUCACAGAACUCACACAGGAACAAAACCCUUUGGAUGUAGUGAUUGUAGAAAAGCCUUCUUUGAGAAGUCAGAGCUUAUUAGACAUCAGACAAUUCAUACUGGAGAGAAACCCUAUGAAUGCAGUGAGUGUAGGAAAGCAUUUAGAGAGAGGUCGAGUCUCAUUAAUCAUCAGAGAACACAUACAGGAGAGAAACCUCAUGGAUGCAUUCAGUGUGGGAAGGCCUUCUCCCAGAAGUCACAUCUCAUAUCACAUCAGAUGACACACACGGGAGAAAAACCCUUUAUAUGCAGUAAAUGUGGGAAAGCCUUCAGCAGGAAAUCACAGCUCGUCAGACAUCAGAGAACUCAUACGGGAGAAAAACCAUAUGAAUGCAGUGAGUGUGGGAAAGCUUUCAGUGAAAAAUUAAGUCUCACUAAUCAUCAAAGAAUUCAUACAGGAGAAAAACCAUAUGUAUGCAGUGAAUGUGGGAAAGCCUUUUGUCAGAAGUCACAUCUCAUAUCACAUCAGAGGACACAUACAGGGGAGAAACCCUAUGAAUGCAGUGAAUGUGGGAAGGCCUUUGGUGAGAAGUCAAGUCUUGCAACUCAUCAGAGAACUCAUACUGGAGAAAAACCAUAUGAAUGCAGGGACUGUGAAAAAGCUUUCUCCCAGAAAUCACAGCUAAAUACCCAUCAGAGAAUUCACACUGGAGAGAAACCCUAUGAAUGCAGUCUUUGUAGGAAAGCUUUUUUUGAGAAGUCGGAGCUAAUUAGACAUCUGAGAACUCAUACAGGAGAAAAACCUUAUGAAUGCAAUGAAUGUAGAAAAGCCUUCAGGGAGAAGUCAAGUCUCAUCAAUCAUCAGAGAAUACAUACAGGAGAGAAGCCUUUUGAAUGCAGUGAGUGUGGCAAAGCUUUCUCUCGGAAGUCGCACCUUAUACCACAUCAGAGGACACAUACGGGUGAGAAACCCUAUGGAUGCAGUGAAUGUAGGAAGGCCUUCUCUCAGAAGUCACAGCUGGUUAAUCAUCAGAGAAUUCAUACAGGAGAGAAGCCUUAUCAAUGUAUUGAAUGUGGGAAAGCUUUCUCACAGAAGUCACAGCUCAUCAAUCAUCAGAGAACUCAUAAAGUAAAAAAAUCCUAGGAAUACAGUUAAUAGUAGUCUUUGACAGAUCAUCUUGGACUUCAGGAAUUGCAAUUAUGAUAACGUUUUUAGACAGUCACAUCAUGUUAGGUGUCUGUACUCCAUGAGGAUGAGAACUCUAAAUGAGGUGGUGUGUGGAAAGCUGAUCAUAAUUCAUAAAGAACCUGUGACUGCAGUGGAUCUCAAAAACUUUUAAAACCAUAGUAAAGCCUUAUAGAGUAGAACAUUCACAGCAAAGAAGAAUCCUGUGAAUAUCCAAAAGCCUUCCAGAAGUCAAGUCUCUUAAGCUAUUAGAAAUAUUCCCACUGGGGAUGAGGGAAAACCCCAUGAAUGCAGGAAAUGAGGCAAUAUUUUUAAGAAAUGACAGGUCAUUGUACAUAAGAAAAUGCCCUUAGGAAUGAAGUUCUAUGAAAGUACUAAAUAUGGGACAGUGCAACAAGUAACACAGACUUAUUUUGUAUUUUGGAGAAUUCAUAUUAUGGAGAACCUAACAAUUUAAAGACACUGGGAACACUUGCCCCUCAGUAUAGUAAUGUCAAGGGAAGCCAUACACUUUUUGUAGACAUGGGUACCAAAAAUACCCAAUUCUAAGUGGGUGACAGAUGUUCACUUUGAAGUGUGAAGUUUUAAAAAUAUGUGAAUAAAUUGGUCAUUGAAACAUCUAA